AAUGAAUUGAGAGAAAAAGAGUAAUUUGGGGUUUUGAGAAACGCACCGAAGUUGAUGUUAGCAAACACUGAAAACCCGGCAAGUGACGAGGUAACUGCAAAGUGCAAAACCAAGUCAUAACAUUUUUCGCUUUUUCUUCAAAUCUCUCUUCACCUUUUGAAUACAGUAAAUGUUGUUUCUCAUUGUGUCUCACUCUCCUCACCCAAAACCCAACUUUGCUUCCACCCACUAUUAAGUACUCCUUCACAAUCUUUUUCACUUUCAUUCAACUUCAACAUCUACUUCCUUUCCUUUCCAAGAUCCGGGUUUGCCCUUUUCCUUUUCCAAUUUUUUUUUUAUUUUUAAAUUGUUAUUUUCCCUCCUCAUUCCAUGUCGAUUUCACUCGGCCAUUCUUCUUUCCGCUAUUCUAAUCAUGCAUUCAUGUCCAUUUGUGAUGGUUUAAUAGAGCUCAAACUGUAUCAUUCAUGCACAUAAAUGAUGAUGAUGGAGGAUUGCUGUGUUUUGUUAAUUGUUUCGGUUGUGUUUGAUCGUGUGGGCCCUUUUGUAUUUUGCACUUUUCCUAUCUAAUUUUUCAACAAAGGCAGUGUUUUGGUGAGAGGUUGAUGCUAUUUUGAUUAUUGGGUUUUCUGUAAAAUGGAGUUUGAGCCUUUGAGUCUAAGUAGCGAGGUUAUUGAGUUUGAUAUGAUUGGUUUGGGGGAUGAUGUUGCCAUUGACAUGGAGCACUCUGUUGAAGAUGAUGAGGACCUUGUUAAUGUUGAUAAUAGUCAUGCUACUGCUAUUACUGGUCUAGCUGAUGGUGUGGGACCCCAAAUUGCUGGAGGGGACACUAAUCUUGAACCUUGUCAUGGUAUGGAAUUUGAAUCCGAAGAGGCUGCAAAGGCCUUUUAUAAUUCCUAUGCUCGCCGUGUUGGCUUUAGUACGCGGGUGAGCAUGUCCCGACGCUCCAGGCGCGAUGGUUCUAUAAUUCAGAGGUCUUUUGUAUGUGCUAAGGAAGGUUUUAGAGUGGAGAAGGAGAGGCAUUCUGUUGAUGGAAGAGUCAAGCGGCCUCGUGCUGAAACCCGGGUUGGUUGCAAGGCCAUGUUGAUUGUGAAAAUUCAAGAUUCUGGCAGAUGGGUUGUUACUUCCUUUGUCAAGGAACAUAACCAUGAAUUGGUACCGCCGGACAAGGUUCAUUGCCUUCGUUCUCACCGCCAUGUUUCAGGUCCAGCUAAGUCAUUGAUUGAUACAUUGCAGGGUGCUGGAAUAGGGCCUAGUGGAAUAAUGUCUGCUCUAAUCAGAGAAUAUGGUGCAAUUAGCAAUAUCGGUUUCACGGAGCGUGACUGUAGGAAUUAUAUGAGGAGCAGUAGGCAAAGGACCCUUGGAGGUGACACUCAAAUCCUUGUGGAUUACUUGAAAAGCAAACAAGCAGAGAAUCCUUCAUUUUUCUUUGCUGUGCAAGGUGAUGAUGAUCAUUGCAUGAAUAAUAUCUUCUGGGUUGAUCCCAAGGCCAGGGCUAACUACAGUUACUUUGGUGACACUGUCACCUUUGACACAACAUAUAGGUCAAACCGCUAUAGAUUGCCUUUUGCACCUUUCACUGGUAUAAAUCAUCAUGGACAGCCUGUAUUAUUUGGUUGUGCUCUGUUGAUAAAUGAAUCUGAGGAAUCUUUUGUCUGGCUGUUCAAAACCUGGCUUGAAGCAAUGUCAGGCCGACCUCCAGUUUCAAUCACUACUGAUCAUGAUAGGGUGAUUCGUGCAGCCAUCAACCAUGUCUUUCCUGGUACCCGUCAUCGAUUUUGUAAGUGGCACAUUUUUAAAGAGUGCCAGGAGAAGUUGUCUCACGUGCUUUCUGAACAUCAUAAUUUUGAAGCUGACCUCCAUAAAUGUGUUAACCUGGCAGAGUCCAUUGAGGAGUUUGAGUCUUGUUGGUUCUCUCUAAUUGAUAGGUAUAAUCUCCAGGAACAUGAAUGGCUCCAAGCAAUUUAUGGUGAUAGGCGGCAGUGGGUACCAGUGUACUUGAGGGACACAUUUUUUGCAGAAAUGUCAAUAACACAGCGAAGUGAUAGCAUAAACUCUUAUUUUGAUGGAUAUAUCAAUGCAUCAACAACCCUUCAGCUUUUUGUCACGCAGUAUGAGAAGGCUCUGGAGAGCCGUCAUGAAAAAGAAGUUAAAGCUGAUUAUGACACAAUUAACACUACUCCGGUUCUGAAGACUCCAUCACCUAUGGAGAAACAGACAGCAGGAGUUUACACAAGGAGAUUGUUUAUCAAAUUUCAGGAGGAGUUGGUUGAGACAUUAACAUUCUUGGCAAACAAAGUAGAUGAAGAAGAAUUGAUUACUGUGUAUAGAGUAGCCAGAUAUGGGGAAAUUCACAAGGCCUACUUUGUGAGGUUUAACUCUUUUGAGAUGAAAGCUACUUGUAGCUGCCAGAUGUUUGAGUUUUCUGGUCUAGUUUGUAGACAUAUAUUGACUGUUUUUAGGGUGACAAAUCUUCUUACUUUACCAUCGCAUUAUAUAUUAAAAAGAUGGAGCAGGAUUGCUAAAAGUGGUGUCAUAUUGGAAGAACGUUCCACUAGUUUGUCACAUGGGGCCCAAGAAUCUCUAACUAUUCGAUACAAUAAUCUUCGUCAUGAGGCCUGUAAGUAUGUUGAUGAGGGAGUGACCUCUCUGGAAGUUUAUGAUGUAGCAAUGAGUGCUCUUCAGGAGGCUGUGAAUAAAGUGGCACUUGCAACAAAAAAUGGUGGAAAACAGGUUAUUUUAAAUGGAGUUUGUGAAGAAGACCUUCACCAGAGCAAUGAAGCAACUACAAGUUGUAGUGAUCCUUCAUUUGGUUCACAACAAUCUUCGCAUAAGGAUGACCAAGACAGGACAAUUGAGAAGUUGACACGGCAACUUGACCGAGCUCGAAGGAAGUGUGAAUUUUAUAGGUCCAAUUUGCUGUCAAUUUUGAAAGAUAUUGAAGAGCAGAAGCUACAGUUAUCAGUUAAAGUACAAAAUAUCAAGUUAGAAAUGAAAGAUUGAAUUGUGAUUGGCAUUAGUAUUCAUUCAUGUAGGUUGACCCUCUUGCGAUGCAUUUUAGUAGGGGCCUGUGUAGUGAAGUUCGGAAGCUGCUAAUAGAGAAUGGCUAACCAGUUUUUUUUUUUUAUAACAUAUAUAUAUAUAUAUAUAUAUAUAUUUUAAUUAUGCCUAACCAGUUUUAGUGGGGAUUUGGGUUCACUGGUAUUUAAAUCUUCAAACUCGAGACCCAGUCUGUUGGAUUUUUCAAUACAAACUAAGUAACCAACCCAUUAGUCUAAACCAAAAUGAAAUUUUUAUGAUUGGAUCUAGUCGGGUUUGCGGGUCUACUCAUACUUUGCUUGCACCAGUACCAUUGCUCGAUUACUCCUAUAUACAAAUUUCAUACAGUAAUAUUUGUCUCUAACCUUUUUAAUUUUUUUCUUCCUUUUAAUUUUUAAUUGCAUAUAGUUUUCCCUUGAUUCC
Cajanus cajan (pigeon pea) is the source of this 3459-nucleotide messenger RNA. Its product is annotated as protein FAR1-RELATED SEQUENCE 5. NCBI's taxonomy places the organism in Eukaryota, Viridiplantae, Streptophyta, Magnoliopsida, Fabales, Fabaceae. The record is from RefSeq and is a predicted model, not a curated record. Gene Ontology annotation, biological process: regulation of DNA-templated transcription. Gene Ontology annotation, molecular function: zinc ion binding.